AGAAAGAAAAGAACCCUAAUCUAAGUGAUUUAAAACUAAUAAGGAAUCUAAAAUGAUUCGGAGUGAAUAUGUCCGAAAUCAUUACAUCCAUUUGAAACCUAAACGUAGCUUCUUCGUCUUCGUUGAUCUGUAAGCACAUUUUCUCCUCUCUCGCGUCUCGCAUAUCUCGUUGGAUCCCACUCGUCCCCCCUUAUAUAUACGCCUUUUAAUUUUAUCUUUCCUCCGAUCUCCAGCUGUUUUUUCAAACUCUUUGAUUUAGAGCAAUGAUUCCUCCUUAGGAUCUUCGCCCCUUAUCGGAGCUCGCAUUCCGCAUGAGCAAACGGUAGGUAGGUAGGUGCCUAGUGCUUCUUCUCCUGUUGUACCCUUUGCAAAAAAAAAGGUCAACAAUGACGGACCAAAGCUCUGUUGAUGGGAUUCUAGAGUUUCUCAAGAGAAAUCGUUUCUCUAAAGCAGAGGAAGCUCUGCGUAAUGAGCUCAACAACAACAACAACCCUUCUGACUUAAAUGGAUUUCUUCAAAAUCUUAACUUGGUGGACAAAGAUUCCAAACCAAAGUCUGCUGGUCAAGUCUCCAAGGAUCUUAUUGUAAAGGAUAUUGGCACGGAUGGGUCUGUUAUCAAAUGGGAGAAUGGUGAGAAACCUUGCAAGAAGGGUAUAUCAAGGGAGAUGAGCUUCACAUUCUCUGAAAAUUCAGGUGAUGCUGCGCCUCCUGAUGCGCCUUCCUGUAAAUUUACUGCUUCAGGUAAGGGUACCUUAGACCCUUACCGAAGCACUGAUGACACUAGUGGUAGCAGUUUGGUGGAUUCAUUUGCAUUGGAACAGUCGAGCCGUGGUAUCGAUAAGAAAAUAGUGGAAACUGGUGAAGAUAUCGUCUUCUUUGGCAACAAGACUACUUCAUGGUCUGGAAAUGCUACUAGUAAAGGGAAAGGGAACUCCGGAUCCAAAGUGAAUGAGAUUGAUAGGCUAGUUGAAAGUUUUGGGAAGCAUGAGAAUUAUAUGGGCAGCACACGCUUAAGAACUGAAGGUGUCGCAGAUACUAUAACCUCGGAGAACUUGAAAGAGUGUUCUGUGAAGACUCAUUCUCAAUCUUCGAGAGGCGAUGCCUCAACCAGUUACAGUCAGGGUACCAGCUCGGAUAAAAGAGAGGGAAAGAAAAAGGCAGGAGAUGUUAAUGAUGUGAGGGCGGCGAUCAAGGAGCAGGAGAGUGAGGUGGGAAGAGCUUUGUUCUUUGGUAAAACUCAAUCUACUUUUGAUGACAAGAACGUAAGCAGCUUGGGUUUCCCGCUUGUCUAUGAUACAAGGAAGGAAGAGUUUCCUAGGCUGCCUCCUGUUAAGCUUAAAUCUGAUGACAACCCUCUUAGUCUUUACUGUGAAGAGAAAUUUGAGCGUGAUGGUUCAAGUUCAAGGCCAAUCAAUGAUGGAGAGGCUCUUCUCAUAGGUUCAUACCUUGAUGUUCCCAUUGGUCAAGAAAUCAGCUCAUCAGGUGGAAAAAAAUCUGCAGGGGGGAACUGGCUUUCAGUAAGCCAGGGAAUAGCAGAGGAUGUAGAUGCGUCAGAUCUUGUUUCUGGAUUCGCUACCAUCGGUGACGGUUUGAGUGAAUCUGUUGAUUACCGUAAUGAGUACUGGGACUCUGAUGAGUAUGAGGAUGAUGACGACAUUGGUUAUGUCAGACAACCUAUUGAGGAUGAAACAUGGUUUCUUUCCCAUGAAAUUGAUUAUCCAAGUGAUCAUGAGAAAGGAACCACCCGAGGGAGUCCUGAUCACCACGGAAGAGAUGCAACCAAAGACGAGGAUGAUCAGUCUUAUGCAGAGGAGGCUUCUUAUAUAUCCGGUGAACAGUAUCCUCUAGCAAAAGUUGUUGAACCUAUUUCUUCGGAAAAUGACCGGAGACUUACCGUCUCAGAAAUCUAUCCGGCUAGCAAGAAAGAUGAUCUGAUAUCACAGUAUAUUGGGGAACUGGUGGAUGAGGAAGUGCUGGAUUCGAUGCGUGGUGAGCCUGUUUGGCGGGGCUUUGAAGCUCAGAGAGGCGUAAAUGUUGUUCAUCGAAAGUCUCGUCUUGAUGAUGUUUGCCUGGAAGAUGAUCAGCAUGAUUCAGUCAGGUCGAUUGGUGUGGGUAUUAAUAGUGAUGCAGCUGAUUUCGGCAGUGAAGUGCGUGAAAGUUUGGCUGGAGGGAGCAGUGAGGGAGAUUUUGAGUAUCCUCGUGACCAUGAUGCUGUAGCAUCAUCAUCCAGGUUUAAACAGCUUUACUCUGAGUCAGAGAAGAAACAUAUUGAUGUACCAAACAAGAACAAACAGAAAGGAAGUAAGAACGAUGGUUCAGAUUACAUUGUAGAUAAGGACUCAGGAGAAAGUUUCCAUGUGAAGACUCAAACGGUAACUAGAGAUAAGAACGCGGCAGAACGUUUGAGUGCUUCAACAGCUACUGAUGAUAUGGUUGCUACUUGGAGAAGGAAAAGUAGUGAUACGUCAAGUUCUUCUUCGGUGAAAGAAGAUAAUGCAACGUCCCUAAAAUCUAGAAACUCAACAUCUCCCUCGUCUCUGUCGAAUUAUGGUUGCGAAGAAAGAAAGCGUGCUGAUAAAGAAGAUGAUGGUAGUGAAGAAAGUGAAGAUGACAAUGCGACAGCACUCGAUGACGAAGAGGCAGUGGCUGUACAAGAGCAAGUCAGACAGAUUAAGGCCCAAGAGGAGGAGUUUGAAACCUUUAACCUCAAGAUCGUUCAUAGAAAAAACAGAACUGGUUUUGAAGAGGAAAAGAACUUUCACGUGGUUCUAAACUCGGUCAUUGCUGGGCGUUACCAUGUCACGGAGUACCUUGGAUCAGCAGCCUUCAGUAAAGCCAUACAAGCGCAUGACUUACAGACAGGAAUGGACGUUUGUAUAAAAAUUAUAAAGAACAACAAAGACUUCUUUGACCAGAGUCUUGAUGAGAUAAAGCUUUUGAAGUAUGUCAAUAAGCAUGACCCUGCUGACAAACACCAUCUUCUCCGGCUGUAUGAUUACUUUUAUUACCGGGAGCAUUUGCUAAUUGUAUGUGAACUUCUAAAGGCUAAUCUAUACGAAUUCCACAAAUUUAACAGAGAAUCAGGUGGUGAAGUUUAUUUCACAAUGCCAAGAUUGCAGUCAAUCACUAUCCAAUGCCUUGAAGCACUUCAGUUUCUACAUGGACUAGGACUUAUACACUGUGAUUUGAAGCCUGAGAACAUAUUGGUGAAAAGUUACAGCAGAUGUGAAAUAAAAGUCAUUGACCUUGGAAGCAGCUGUUUCGAGACGGAUCACCUAUGCUCCUAUGUCCAGUCAAGGUCAUAUAGAGCACCAGAAGUCAUUUUGGGACUUCCUUAUGAUAAAAAGAUAGACGUUUGGUCUCUUGGGUGCAUUUUGGCUGAACUAUGUACAGGCAAUGUUCUUUUCCAGAAUGAUUCUCCAGCCAGUUUGCUUGCAAGGGUUAUGGGAAUCAUAGGAUCUAUCGAUCAUGAAAUGCUUAGGAAAGGACGUGAUUCCCACAAAUACUUUACGAAAAACCGAAUGCUAUACGAGAGGAACCAGGAAAGCAGCAGAUUAGAGUACCUGAUACCUAAAAGAACAUCAUUGAGACAUCGGCUACCAAUGGGUGACAAGGGAUUUACAGACUUUGUGGCUCAUCUUCUUGAGAUAAACCCAAAGAAGCGUCCUUCUGCCUCAGAGGCUCUCAAGCAUCCUUGGCUUUCAUACCCGUACGAGCCAAUCUCGGCUUAAACAACAAGUGACUUACUACUUAGGGGAAAGCUUAUUUAUUAUUAUUAGUGUUAUCUGUGCAAAGGUUCAAAGCUCCGUUCGGUGGUUGACCAUUUUAACGUAAGUUUUCAUUCCUCUGUCAUCAUCAGUCAAAGAGGUUAUGUAUGUGAGUGCAAAGGUGAGAGAUGAAAAGAAUUUUUGGGUGAGUGGUGAAAUUUGAUUAGAUCAUGUAACAUUGGCUUGUGAUUAUAUUACUGUUAGAAACAGAUUGUAGUAAGACUUGUUUUCCUUUUGUAUCAACUGCUGAUCCUUAGUCCUUUUUAUUAUGAUAUUUAUGAAUGUUUACUUUCAUGUUA
This is a messenger RNA of Raphanus sativus (radish), 4066 nucleotides long. RefSeq lists its product as uncharacterized. Bases 387 to 3731 code for a protein of 1114 amino acids. The record is from RefSeq and is a predicted model, not a curated record. NCBI's taxonomy places the organism in Eukaryota, Viridiplantae, Streptophyta, Magnoliopsida, Brassicales, Brassicaceae. Gene Ontology annotation, molecular function: protein serine/threonine kinase activity; ATP binding; protein tyrosine kinase activity. The transcript has 8 exons. Gene Ontology annotation, cellular component: cytoplasm. Gene Ontology annotation, biological process: peptidyl-serine phosphorylation; peptidyl-threonine phosphorylation.